AUGGCGUUUUUACAUUCUCACUCAACGAAAUGCAUGUCCAGCGAGAUGGAUCUUUUCACGCUUCCAGCCACCCAAACGUCCAUUGAACGCAGCAGAUUUCUGCAUUAUAAGCCUGUGUCGUCUCUUAGCGACGAUGUCGACGCACCAUUGGAAUUUGUCGUGCCCGCAGUUAGCGAGCAUUACUUUGAUCUGGCUCAGACUAUGCUUCAUGUUCAAACUAAAAUCGUAUCCGCUGACGAGGCUACCGCAACGACCGAAGACCUUAAAGUCGGACCGAUCAACAAUUUCAUGCAUUCAAUGUUCAAUCAGAUUGACGUUUUUUUCAAUCAGAAAAUUGUUUCCAGAGCGUACAUCGAGACGCUUCUCAACUACGCUCCGACUACUAAAGAGUCACAUCUUACAGCGAGUCUGUGGUACGACGACACGAGCAGCGGUUUCGAUUCGCCAGCUAAUGCGGUGAGCACUGCCACAGCACCUAUGAUCGUGAACAAAGGGCUGGAAAAUCGCAAAUAUUUUACACAGAAUCGACGAUACUUUGACAUGAUUGGACAUCUACAUGACGACCUCUUUAAUCAGGAUAAAAUGCUGAUUAAUGGCGUAGAAAUGCGCGUACGUCUAGUGAGGAGUAAGGAAGCUUUUUGUCUGAUGGACGCGACAGCCGAUGAAAACUUCAAACUCAGCAUCAAAGAAGCUACACUCAUAGUUCGCAGAGUAAAAAUCAGUCCUGGAGUUUUACUAGCUCAUGCACAAGCGUUAUCGAAAACCACGUCUAAAUAUCCCAUAACGAGAGUCGAAGUUAAGUCGUUUACUCUUCACUUGGGAAUAUUCGGCGAUUCGAUCGACAACGUUAUACACGGUCAGCUGCCGAAGAGAAUAAUCUUGGGCUUUGUGGAAAACAAAGCAUUCAACGGCAACCGUCUCGACAAAUUCUACAUUGACGGUUUUCAAACACUUUACAAGGGCACAGGCGUGCAUUUUCUCAACGAAGGUUUUGGCAUCAAUCGCUACAACUAUUACAAAGGCAAUUUUUUGACGGCCUUCGAUCUCACUUCUGAUUUAUCGGCACACUUUGCCACACAUUGGAAUCUCGUGCACUCGGGUAGCAUACGUAUAGAAGUGAGAUUUGAGACGGCUCUUCUCACUGCUAUCAACUUUAUCGUUUACGCAGAGUACGACAACGUUCUGGAAAUCGACUGUAGUCGCUAA
Molecule: messenger RNA, 1206 nt
Organism: Nasonia vitripennis (jewel wasp)
Lineage: Eukaryota; Metazoa; Arthropoda; Insecta; Hymenoptera; Pteromalidae
Exons: 2
Coding region: 1-1206 (401 amino acids)
Source: RefSeq, a predicted model, not a curated record